CGUCCAGACACCCUCGGCUCCAGACAAGCAGACAAGACCAGCAGACAUGAGGGAGUGCAUCUCCAUCCACAUCGGCCAGGCGGGCGUGCAGAUCGGCAACGCCUGCUGGGAGCUGUACUGCCUGGAGCACGGCAUCCAGCCGGACGGACAGAUGCCCUCCGACAAGACCCUGGGCGGCGGCGACGACAGCUUCAACACCUUCUUCAGCGAGACGGGCGCCGGCAAGCACGUGCCCAGGGCAGUCUUCGUGGACCUGGAGCCCACCGUCGUGGACGAGGUGCGCACCGGCACGUACCGCCAGCUCUUCCACCCGGAGCAGCUGAUCACGGGCAAGGAGGACGCCGCCAACAACUACGCCCGAGGCCACUACACCAUCGGCAAGGAGCUGGUGGACCUGGUGCUGGACCGCGUGCGCAAGCUGUCCGACCAGUGCACGGGGCUGCAGGGCUUCCUCGUGUUCCACUCCUUCGGCGGCGGCACCGGCUCCGGCUUCACCUCGCUGCUCAUGGAGCGCCUGUCCGUCGACUACGGCAAGAAGAGCAAGCUGGAGUUCUCCAUCUACCCGGCCCCGCAGGUGUCGACGGCGGUGGUCGAGCCCUACAACUCCAUCCUCACCACGCACACCACGCUCGAGCACUCGGACUGCGCCUUCAUGGUGGACAACGAGGCCAUCUACGACAUCUGCCGCCGCAACCUGGACAUCGAGCGCCCCACCUACACCAACCUGAACCGCCUGAUCGGCCAGAUCGUGUCGUCCAUCACGGCGUCGCUGCGCUUCGACGGCGCGCUCAACGUGGACCUGACCGAGUUCCAGACCAACCUGGUGCCCUACCCGCGCAUCCACUUCCCGCUGGCCACCUACGCCCCUGUCAUCUCCGCGGAGAAGGCCUACCACGAGCAGCUGACUGUGGCCGAGAUCACCAACGCGUGCUUCGAGCCGGCCAACCAGAUGGUGAAGUGCGACCCACGGCACGGCAAGUACAUGGCCUGCUGCAUGCUGUACAGGGGAGACGUGGUUCCCAAGGACGUGAACGCGGCCAUUGCCACGAUAAAGACCAAGAGAACCAUCCAGUUCGUGGACUGGUGCCCCACCGGCUUCAAGGUGGGCAUCAACUACCAGCCGCCCACGGUGGUCCCCGGGGGGGACCUGGCCAAGGUGCAGCGCGCCGUCUGCAUGCUGUCCAACACGACGGCCAUCGCCGAGGCGUGGGCGCGGCUGGACCACAAGUUCGACCUGAUGUACGCCAAGCGUGCCUUCGUGCACUGGUACGUGGGCGAGGGGAUGGAGGAGGGGGAGUUCAGCGAGGCGCGCGAGGACCUGGCGGCGCUGGAGAAGGACUACGAGGAGGUGGGCGUCGACUCCGUGGACGGCGAGAUGGACGAGGCCGACGAGUACUAGAGCCCGGCGUCUGGCGAGUCGACGCGUGGGCCUGCCCCGCGGGGAGCAUGCCCCUCGCUGGCACACGCCACGUGGGACCAUCUUCCACGGCGAUGUGCCGCACCAAGAUAUUCUCCUUGUGCCACACUGGGACAUUCCUCACAAGGAUGAGCUACAUGUGGAUAUUCCCCACGGGAAUGUUUAACAUGUAAAUAUGUUAUUAAUGGAUGUGCCACAAGGGGAAACUCCUCUCGGAUUCCUUCCACGUGGAAUGCAUCACACAUAUGCACAGGCAAUAGCAAACCAGCACUGAGCAAUUAUAAUGUUAAACGAGCAUGUAUCACAACAGCUGAUCAAGUACUGCCUACUAUGAUUCAGAUGAAAGUAAGAAAUAAAUAUGUAUUAGUAUAAACAUGAAGAGUGGUCAUUUUGCUAUUUUUUUCUGUGAAUUCAGGCAGUCAAAUUGAAAUAUUUUUAUUUAAAUCUCAGUGGAAUAUAGUUUUAUGGUGUAGAAAACUCAGAGUAUUUAAUAAGAGCAUUUAAUCAUAUAUAUAAAAUGUUUUAAAACACGUAAAACAAGAAAACAAGUAAAUGGUUUAAGAAAAUCAGUUAAACAAACGAACGAUUGUACAGAUGGACAGUCAAUAAUGACAGCAUGAUAAGAGAGAGGUACAUAUUACGAACACAAAACAGGAGACACAAACCAAUGCCAAGGUGAAACAAAACUGAGAUAUACACAAAAUCUAGACAUCGAAGGAGACCUUCACUUUGUGUUUGGGACAUAAAUUUUCAAAGAUUACGAUGGUUUUGGUUUGUUAUUUUUGUACAAACUUUGUUACAAAAACAGUACCUUUCUGCUGUGAGUAAAUCUUUUUGAAUCAAAAUGACUUAAUGUUUUUUUGCAUAUUAUUAGAUUUAAUAAAAAAUAUUUAUUUUAUCUUAAUUUUUUUACUUAUACUUUAUUGUAAUAAUUAUGGUGGGAUUAGCUUAGGAUGUAUAAUAAAAAACAACUAAUGUUUACUGAUUUAUAUGAUAAAGCAAACAAAUUUAGUUAAUAGUAUGAUAUUGCCCAAAAGAAUUUUAAAAUGUAGAAAUUUUUUUGACAUACCAGUAGAUAAUGUAGUUUAACUCUCUUAAUACUCAAUUGUAGUGAUGGCAUUUUCACAGAAAAAUAUUUUUAACAGCUAUGCACAACAAAGUCUUUUUAUAUUAUACACAAAAAAACAUGUUGCUACAUUCUACUUGAAGGACACAUUAGCGAGAAUUUGGAUACACAUUUACUGACUGUUGCAGACAAAAUGACAAAACGCAGCUGAUUGUGUGAACAUGUAGUUGUAAGUUUACACCAUUUUUGAAGUAUUGCACUUCUCACUGUGUAAAAUUAUUUUAAUAAACGUGAAUUUUACA
Molecule: messenger RNA, 2785 nt
Organism: Bacillus rossius redtenbacheri
Lineage: Eukaryota; Metazoa; Arthropoda; Insecta; Phasmatodea; Bacillidae
Product: tubulin alpha chain, testis-specific-like
Exons: 6
Coding region: 47-1399 (450 amino acids)
Biological process (GO): microtubule cytoskeleton organization; mitotic cell cycle
Cellular component (GO): microtubule; cytoplasm
Molecular function (GO): structural constituent of cytoskeleton; GTP binding
Source: RefSeq, a predicted model, not a curated record